GCACCAGUGAGGGCGGAUAACAUUAAGAGCUAGUAGCAUCAUCUUCUUUAUCAUAAAGGAUCAUGGUUAAUAUGUGAAAAUGAGUGGAGCGUUUCCACUGACCUACUUUUCUACAGUAAAUUACGAGGAAACCAUUUUGUCGGGUGUGUCAGGCCUGCUUUCAUCGCCAGAAUAAACACACACCUGUCCAUAGUUUGGAGAUAGCAGCAGGACAAAGAGGACAGAAUGACAGAGCCAGCCGGCAGGUCUGCCCCUGCUGCACGCUUCCCCAGCAUUAGAAUGGACAUGACCUCAUCCAACUACACUGCUGCACAGCUGAGCAGGCCACUGUGUGUGAAUGGGACGCAGUGGAUCCUUUACCUGCUGGAGGAGUGUGUGGACAACGUGUGGGAGUACUGCAGCGUGGUGAUAGGACUCGUAUCCAUGUUUUGUUUUCUGCUGUCCACUUUUCCGCAGGUCUAUGAGGCCUAUCGAAAUGGCAAAGUGGAGCAGGCCAUGUCUUUUGGCUUUCUUUUAUUCCUCUUUAGUGGAGACAUGACCAGCUUUGCAGGGUGCUACCUCACUAGCCAGCUGCCCAUUCAGCUAGUCACCGUUGUGUUCUACAUCUUCACAGACCUGAUCCUCAUCUCCCAAUUUCUCUACUAUAAGAUCAAGAACAGCUCCACUCGAAAGAGCCCUGUGUUGAAGUGGCUGUGCUUCACGUGGUGUGCCGCUGGUACACUGGUCCUCCUGGCUUUACCCAAGCUCAUCAUUGACAAUAGUGUAACUUUAGACAGUCAGAAUCCAUCUACCUCUAAGUCGAUUGAAUUCACUGGCUAUGUGUGUGGAUACCUGGCGUCUGUCUUCUACCUCUGCUCCCGUUUCCCCCAGCUCUAUAAAAAUUUCCAGCGACAGUCCACAGAGGGGACCUCUUAUCUUCUGUUUGCCCUGGCCAUGAUGGGCAAUGGGACGUAUGGGCUGAGUGUCAUUGUCGUCCUACCUGCACUGAGGGGCUCCAAACAGACGUUCAUCAUCAAACAUCUGGCCUGGCUCAUCGGCAGCCUGGGUGUCCUCAUACUUGACUUCCUUGUCACUGCCCAGUUCAUCAUGUACAGAAAAAACAAGUCCGCCAAAAGCAAAGCGCUACUCAGCGUCCCAGAGGUGGAACCUCUCCUGUGUGAGGAAGAGGAAUUCUCAGUGUAAGAGGACCACCUUGGACCACCCAGUCAAGAACGGACUGGUUAGUCUGCACUUCGUUAUGGACCAUUUUUGUGUCUCAUCAUUGAUUAAUGAUAAUUAUAGUAAGCUGUGUCAGAUCUUAUUCUUUUUGUAGGACAACAUGAUCAUCUCCUCUGUGCUUUACUGUAGUAAUACAGAUCAGGUUAAGGCAUUUUUCUUCACACAGGAGAUCAAAUUUUAUUAAGUACCACUUUAGAAACAUUUGAGCCCUGCUACGUUCGAUUAAUUCUUCCCAUGGGAUUUCUUUUUGUUUCAAAUGGAAUAACUGUAUUUUUAUAUCUGCGUCAGAGAGCGUAAACAUCCAGAGGAGGAAGCUUUGAGCCAGAUGUGGUUUAUCAAAUGCCAGCUUUAUGGAAGAACAAAGUGCUUGUUAUUACAUGUUUGUGACAGGGUAAAUACAACUGUAGCAGUGUGUGGUUUUAUACUAAACAUUCUGGUUUCCUUCCAACCUUAUUUGCUAUGAUAGUGACGUAAAAUAUACAGUUAUUGUGAGCACAGCAUUAAAGGAACCAAUGUUUUUUAUGUGAACUUGACAGAUAGUUUGGUCGCCCUGGCUUUUAUUUCUUAUGGUUAACAGUGACACACAGGAAUUUGUUAUGAGAACAACCUCACAUCUGUAGACUUAUGGCUUGCAUUGAAUUAGAAUUAGACAGAAUAUAAAUGUCUGCUGGGACCAUGGCUUCACUUGAAAGAUGCUGCAGAUGCACCCUGGCCUUGAGGCCAUCUGAAAGGGAUGUUUGAAUAUCUCUCUGCUUUUCUCUAGAAAUACUUUCUUUGUGCCUUAUUAAGCUGAACCUAGUCUUAAUAUAAAUGCACUGUGUAUUCAUUUUGAAAUCAAUUAUUUAUAAGUCAUACUCCUAAAUGAUUGACAGCUGUUUGAAGGACUGUUUCACUUAAGGCUUAUAUUUAUCCUCUCCAUUUCCAAACGACUUACCUUUUUUGUGUGUGUCUUGCAUUACCAUCCUGUUGUGCGACAUUUUAAUUACAUAAAUAAAAUAAGAUAUGCCAUUCAAUUGUGUGUUUGAAGAGAGAUCUAAGAUGUUAGAAGGCCAGUGAGAUUCUUGUUAAAUUAAUGAGCCUCUAAAUUGUGUUUACACAGAGAAGCUGCUGUUGUCAGGUCACAUUUAUUUUUUUUAAGCAUUGGCUUCAUUAAAGAGAAACAUAAAAACAGAUGAGGACAAGGAGAAACAAAGGAGAGAAAAAAACAACAACCCAAAACAAAUCGUCUUCUUGAGCAAAUAAAGAAAAAAUACUCAUUAGGAUUGUUAGAAAAACUAAUUGCUUCUUAGUGUUGUGCCAUAUUUUAUUACGGUGUUUAUGCAGUGGUGUAACUGUUAAGCAGGAUCAUCCACGAUUCCAUGAUUCUUCCUCUACCUCACUAUAAUACAAUGCUCCUGUUUGUCUCUACAAGAUGGGAAGAUUGAUAUGAAGAAAUUCAUUUCAAAAUGUGAAUAUUUCAAUCAAAAUGUAAUGUUUAUUUGGCAACUCACUGUCAUGUAUGUGAUUCUGUGUAUAUAAUAGGAGAUUUUAGGAGAAAAAUGUUUUAUUUUUGCAAAUUAUUUUUAUAUUGCACAAUUUCUACUUUAACCCUUUACGCCUUUUCCUUCAGAAUGAGACUGAUGCAAUUUGUUAAGUCUUAGCACAAAAAAGAACCUUUUUUUAAUUAUAUAUACUGUAUGUCCACUAUAUACUCUAGAACAUUUUGUUUUAAUGGUGUCAUUGUAUUGCUGAGAUAAGUUUAUUUUUUAGUAAAAUAUAAUGAUCAUUUCUUUCAGAUGCACAUGUUUUGUAGGUGAGCUCUGUGUCAUGAUCACGUAUUCUUCUAUGUAAAAUACAAGUUACCUGUAUGUAUGAAUAAACUCAUAUAACUUAUUUAAGUUAUAAUACUUGUACACUACAAAUAUCCUAUAAUAAUUAUACUCAUCACUAUUAUAUUCAUUUUGAACAGCCUUUAAGUUAUAUUUAGCACUAAAAUGGUUCUAUUUAUAUUGUCCACAAACAGUAUUAAGUAUGAUAAAUGUAGGGUUAUUACAUCUGCCAAGAAGGUUAUGUUUGUUUGGCCGUGUUUGUGUGUGUUUUUGUGAUUUUUGUCUGAUUAUGUAUCCAUGGCAAGGCUCAAAGAAGAUAGUAGUAAAUUUUGGUGGUGAAACACUUA
This is a messenger RNA of Solea solea (common sole), 3373 nucleotides long. RefSeq names its product lysosomal amino acid transporter 1 homolog. The record is from RefSeq and is a predicted model, not a curated record. The coding region runs from base 226 to 1182 and encodes 318 amino acids. The transcript has 8 exons. Lineage: Eukaryota; Metazoa; Chordata; Actinopteri; Pleuronectiformes; Soleidae.